Molecule: messenger RNA, 2107 nt
Organism: Trametes versicolor FP-101664 SS1
Lineage: Eukaryota; Fungi; Basidiomycota; Agaricomycetes; Polyporales; Polyporaceae
Product: family S53 protease
Exons: 8
Coding region: 274-1971 (565 amino acids)
Biological process (GO): proteolysis
Molecular function (GO): tripeptidyl-peptidase activity; serine-type endopeptidase activity
Source: RefSeq, a predicted model, not a curated record
CGGCUUCGAAAGGCGACCGUCGAGAGGUUCUCCGACCGCAGGACUGUCAGCGCCAUAGCCUCUAUGGAUCGCGCUGGCACGCCGCGACCGAUAGCACCAUGUGCUCUGGCGUCGGUCCUCUGAACAUGCCUUCGUGUGCAUCGUGCUCUCGCCUCGUGAUCCCAGCGAGGACUAUCUGCGCUAGCGCUGCGUAAAGCGUAUAAAGCCAGACAUGAAGCGCAGGCUGAACAGCAAGGGACCACUCCUCUUCCUCAGCAUCGCCUCUCGAACACGAUGGUCGCCACCAGCUUGCUCGUUGCCUCCCUGUUCACGCUUGUCCUCGGCACCCCGACGGCUCGCAACCUCAAGCUGCAUGAGUCUCGCGAGGAGAUCCCCGCCGGCUUCUCGCUGAGCGGCGCCGCCUCGCCCGACACGACGCUGAAGCUCCGCCUCGCGCUCGUUCAGAGCAACUUCGCCGAGCUUGAGGACAGGCUCUACGACGUCAGCACCCCGUCGAGCGCGAACUACGGCCAGCACCUCUCCAAGGAGGAGGUUGAGCAACUCGUCGCUCCCAGUGCCGCGUCUGUCGCCGCUGUCAACGCCUGGCUCACCGAGAACGGUCUCACUGCGCAGACCAUCUCGCCCGCCGGCGACUGGUUGGCGUUCGAGGUGCCCGUCAGCCAGGCCAACGAGCUCUUCGACGCCGACUUCUCCGUGUUCACCCACGACGAGUCCGGUCUCCAGGCUGUCCGGACUCUCGCGUACUCCAUCCCCGCUGAGCUGCAGGGUCACCUGGACCUCGUCCACCCCACGAUCACGUUCCCGAACCCUAGCUCGCACCUUCCCGUCGUGCGCUCGCCCGUGAAGCCCAUCCAGAACCUCACCUCGCGUGCCGUCCCGGCUUCGUGCGCUAGCACCAUCACCCCUGCGUGCCUGCAGGCGCUCUACGGCAUCCCCACCACCAAGGCCACCCAGUCCUCGAACAAGCUCGCCGUCAGCGGCUUCAUCGACCAGUUCGCCAACUCCGCCGACUUGAAGACCUUCCUCGGCAAGUUCCGCACCGACAUCUCGUCGUCGACGACCUUCACCCUCCAGACCCUCGACGGUGGAUCCAACAGCCAGUCCAGCAGCCAGGCUGGUGUUGAGGCUAACUUGGACGUCCAGUACGCUAUCGGCAUCGCCACGGGCGUCCCUACCACCUUCAUCUCCGUCGGUGACGACUUCCAGGACGGUGACCUCGAGGGCUUCCUCGACAUCAUCAACUUCCUCCUCAACGAAAGCGCGCCCCCGCAGGUGCUCACGACCAGCUACGGCCAGAACGAGAACACCAUCUCCGCCAAGCUUGCCAACCAACUCUGCAACGCAUACGCUCAGCUCGGCGCGCGUGGCACCUCCAUCCUCUUCGCGUCCGGCGACGGUGGUGUUGCCGGCUCGCAGACCUCCAGCUGCACCAAGUUCCUGCCGACCUUCCCCUCGGGCUGCCCCUUCAUGACCUCCGUCGGCGCGACGCAGGGCAUCAACCCGGAGACCGCCGCCGACUUCUCCUCCGGCGGCUUCUCAAACGUCUUCGCCCGCCCCUCGUACCAGUCUACCGCCGUCAGCAGCUACCUGACCGCGCUCGGCAGCACCAACUCGGGCAAGUUCAACACCUCCGGCCGCGCGUUCCCCGACAUCGCGACCCAGGGUGUCGACUUUGAGAUCGUCGUUGGCGGCCGCACUGAGGGCGUCGACGGCACUAGCUGCGCCAGCCCGACGCUUGCCGCGAUCAUCUCACUCCUGAACGACCGCCUCAUCGCGGCCGGCAAGAGCCCCCUUGGCUUCCUCAACCCCUUCCUGUACUCGGCGGCGGGCGCCGCGGCGCUCACCGACAUCACGUCUGGCUCGAACCCCGGCUGCGGCACCAACGGCUUCCCCGCGAAGGCUGGCUGGGACCCGGUCACCGGUCUUGGCACGCCCAACUUCGCCAAGCUCCUCACCGCCGUUGGCCUGUAAAAAAACCUGAUAUGAGUGCGAUUUGUAUGUGGAGAAUGAAUUGCGGCGGAAGCUGUGCGCAGUAGUGUACGGUAUUUCAAGUUGUACCCUCGCCGGUAGUACAUACGCUCCUGUAGCUUUACCAGCAAUACUUUUU